This is a messenger RNA of Cylindrotheca closterium, 660 nucleotides long. Lineage: Eukaryota; Bacillariophyta; Bacillariophyceae; Bacillariales; Bacillariaceae. The record is from the annotation of a GenBank genome assembly.
AUGAAGGUUCUUUUCAACAUCUUUGCCAUCAUUCUUCUUAUUGAGGCUGCUGCCGCACAAACAUGCUCCCUCUGUCCCGGUGGAUCUGGUUCCAUCACUGACCCCAAUGCCAAGCUCGGGACCUCCACUUGUGGGAAGGUCGAAUCCGAUUUGAACCGAAUUCCAAAUGCUGCUUGUACCGCAAUGUCGCUCAGUGUCAACUUCUACUUUGACUACUCUGCCUUUUGCUGUUCUGAUGUCCCAACUCCAGAAAAAGAAACUUGCGAUGUGUGCAAGGAUGGUUACAUUAUCAUGCAAGACGAAAUUCAAACUCCCGGAAAUAACUUGGUUGGAACUUGCGGAGAGCUCAAGUUGGCUUCGUUCUAUGCCGAAGCAGGACCAGCAUGUAAUAUUCUACAAGAAGCCGCUAUCUCAUGUUGCGAACGUGCUCCACCAACUGAAUCCCCAACCAAACGUCCCACUACACCACCCACUGCCUCCCCAACUAAGUCCCCUGCACCCACGGAACCUCCAGUGGGAACCACCACACAGGAGGGAGAAGGCAAUCCUGCCAUCAAUGCUGCCGAAGGGUCACAGCCAGACGAUGAAGCAAGUGGUGCUUCUUCUAGGUCUAUGAUGCUUCUUGGAGCUGUUGCCCUUGUAAUGUCAUAUAUCAUCUAA